AUGGCAACCGCUGCAUGUAGUGCAGAGGGGACGGAGGGGCUCCGGUGCUCACCUGCCGGCCGAGGGGCUCCGGCUCCGGUCCCGGUCGCAGUGCGCUGGGCUCGGCCGAGGGGACGGAGGGGCUCCGGUCCCGGUCGCAGUGCGCUGGGCUCGGCCGAGGGACGGAGGGGCUCCGGUGCUCACCUGCCCGGUCCCGGUCGCAGUGCGCUGGGCUCGGCCAAGGGGACGGAGGGGCUCCGGUGCUCACCUGCCGGCCGAGGGGCUCCGGCUCCGGUCCCGGUCCCGGUCGCAGUGCGCUGGGCUCGGCCGAGGGGACGGAGGGGCUCCGGUGCUCACCUGCCGGCCGAGGGGUCCCGGUCCCGGUCGCAGUGCGCUGGGCUCGGCCGAGGGGACGGAGGGGCUCCGGUGCUCACCUGCCGGCCGAGGGGCUCCGGCUCCGGUCCCGGUCCCGGUCGCAGUGCGCUGGGCUCGGCCGAGGGGACGGAGGGGCUCUGGUGCUCACCUGCCGGCCGAGGGGCUCCGGCUCCGGUCCCGGUCCCGGUCGCAGUGCGCUGGGCUCAGCCGAGGGGACGGAGGGGCUCCGGUGCUCACCUGCCGGCCGAGGGGCUCCGGCUCCGGUCCCGGUCGCAGUGCGCUGGGCUCGGCCGAGGGGACGGAGGGGCUCCGGUGCUCACCUGCCGGCCGAGGGGCUCCGGUCCCGGUCCCGGUCGCAGUGCGCUGGGCUCGGCCGAGGGGACGGAGGGGCUCCGGUGCUCACCUGCCGGCCGAGGGGCUCCGGCUCCGGUCCCGGUCGCAGUGCGCUGGGCUCGGCCAAGGGGACGGAGGGGCUCCGGUGCUCACCUGCCGGCCGAGGGGCUCCGGCUCCGGUCCCGGUCGCAGUGCGCUGGGCUCGGCCAAGGGGACGGAGGGGCUCCGGUGCUCACCUGCCGGCCGAGGGGCUCCGGUCCCGGUCGCAGUGCGCUGGGCUCGGCCGAGGGGACGGAGGGGCUCCGGUGCUCACCUGCCGGCCGUGGGGCUCCGGUGCUCACCUGCCGGCCGUGGGGCUCCGGUCCCGGUCCCGGUCGCAGUGCGCUGGGCUCGGCCAAGGGGACGGAGGGGUUCCGAUGCUCACCUGCCGGCCGAGGGGCUCCGGUCCCGGUCCCGGUCGCAGUGCGCUGGGCUCGGCCGAGGGGACGGAGGGGCUCCGGUGCUCACCUGCCGGCCGAGGGGCUCCGGUCCCGGUCCCGGUCGCAGUGCGCUGGGCUCGGCCGAGGGGACGGAGGGGCUCCGGUGCUCACCUGCCGGCCGAGGGGCUCCGGUCCCGGUCCCGGUCCCGGUCGCAGUGCGCUGGGCUCGGCCGAGGGGACGGAGGGGCUCCGGUGCUCACCUGCCGGCCGAGGGGCUCCGGUCCCGGUCCCGGUCCCGGUCGCAGUGCGCUGGGCUCGGCCGAGGGGACGGAGGGGCUCCGGUGCUCACCUGCCGGCCGAGGGGCUCCGGUCCCGGUCCCGGUCGCAGUGCGCUGGGCUCGGCCGAGGGGACGGAGGGGCUCCGGUGCUCACCUGCCGGCCGAGGGGCUCCGGUCCCGGUCCCGGUCGCAAUGCGCUGGGCUCGGCCGAGGGGACGGAGGGGCUCCGGUCCCGGUCCCGGUCGCAGUGCGCUGGGCUCGGCCGAGGGGACGGAGGGGCUCCGGUGCUCACCUGCCGGCCGAGGGGCUCCGGUCCCGGUCCCGGUCCCGGUCGCAGUGCGCUGGGCUCGGCCGAGGGGCGGAGGCCCGGCUUGCGGUCCCGCCUCGCAAACAAGCCCCGCUCCGCCCUCCUGCGCCUGCGCCGCCGGAUGGGCGGGGCGUUCUGCACCUCCCAACCAAUGGUCCAUCGAUGA
Molecule: messenger RNA, 1857 nt
Organism: Hypanus sabinus (Atlantic stingray)
Lineage: Eukaryota; Metazoa; Chordata; Chondrichthyes; Myliobatiformes; Dasyatidae
Product: skin secretory protein xP2-like
Exons: 1
Coding region: 1-1857 (618 amino acids)
Source: RefSeq, a predicted model, not a curated record